AUGGCCUCCGAGUCGACGCCGCUCCUCGCGCGCAAGGCUGCGCCCAAGCUCGACGAGGCCGCACAGCGCGCCAAGCGCAAGCUGCAGUGGGCCUGCCUCUUCGCGCUCGCCUUCAUGGUCGCCGAAGUCAUUGGUGGCUUCAUGGCCGGCUCGCUCGCCAUCAUGACGGACGCCGCCCAUUUGCUCUCGGACGUCGCCGGGUUCCUCAUCUCGCUCUUCGCGAUCUGGAUCCAGACGUUCCCCGCGAGCUCCAAGAUGAGCUUUGGCUUCCAUCGCGCUGAGAUUCUUGGCGCCGUCAUCUCGGUGCUCGUCAUUUGGGUGCUCACGGGCUUCCUCGUGUACGCCGCCGUCGAGCGCUUCCAGGAUGCCAUCAGCGACAACCCGAAGGAGCAUGUUGACGGCAAGCUCAUAUUCUUGGCCACUCGCAUUCGCAUGGCGGUCACGGCGGCCAUGGUCACGCACACGGCGGCGAUGACCACGGCCAUGGCCAUGGCGCUAAAUCCGACUCGCAUGGCCACUCGCACUCGCACGACGAUCAUGAUCACGACGGACCACAAGGACCACGACGACGUCGAAGCCGGCCACGGCCACUCGCACGGCCACUCGCACAGCCACGGCCACGGCCACGACGAAGCGCCCAAGAAGAAGAAGCUCGAGAACCUCAACAUCGAAGCCGCGUACAUCCACGCCCUUGGUGACUUUAUCCAAAGCCUUGGCGUCUGCCUCGCCGGCGGUCUCAUCUGGUACGAGCCCAAGUGGCAGGUCGCUGACCCGAUCGCGACGUUCCUCUUCUCGAUCCUCGUCCUCGGCACGACCGUCGGCAUCAUCAAGUCGUCGAUCCACGUGCUCAUGGAGGGCACGCCGGACGGGUACGAACCGGAUAUGAUCCUCGACGGUCUUCUGGCGCUGCCCGCGGUCUCGAACGCCCACGAUCUGCACAUUUGGUCGCUGAGCGCGGGUCUGCCGUCGCUGAGCGUGCACUUGGUGACCGAAGGCAACCCCGAUGAGGCGCUGCACCAGGCGCAGGAGUAUCUGAUCUCCAAGGGCAUCGACCACACGACGAUCCAGGUCGAGCACGCGCUCAAGACGUACCCGCGCGACUGCAGCGACGCCGGCGCGUGCGGUCAAGUCUCGCCCAAGUCGGGUGUUGUCUAGAUAGCGUCGACGACUCGCGGACGAGCCAGCUUCCAUCGCCUAGAUCUCAGAGCCAGCUUCCGUCGCCAAGAUCUCAGUAAUAGACACCCCAUUUUGCUGG
Molecule: messenger RNA, 1255 nt
Organism: Saprolegnia parasitica CBS 223.65
Lineage: Eukaryota; Oomycota; Saprolegniomycetes; Saprolegniales; Saprolegniaceae
Exons: 2
Coding region: 1-1155 (384 amino acids)
Biological process (GO): zinc ion transmembrane transport
Cellular component (GO): plasma membrane
Molecular function (GO): zinc ion transmembrane transporter activity
Source: RefSeq, a predicted model, not a curated record